UAUGGCGUCCUGGUGGAAGGCUGUUCAAAUAUGUUGACGUUAAACUGGAAAUAUUUCCGUUUUAGAUGUUUGUUCAGUUAGUGUAGAAUGUCAGAACCAAAAAGGAAUACUUUGACAUCAUUAAGUACAAAUAAGAAGGAGAAGAAAAGUAAGGAAUUAUUAAAAACGGUGCGUUUUACACUUGGUUUGCCCGAAUCAAAUGAAGAGGCAUGCCCAGAGUUCCAUUACAGUGCUCUACUCAAUUCUGCAGAGAGGAAGAGGAAAGCAAAACUGAAAUCAGAUGGGCAGGUGAAUGGUGUUGAUCCGCUAGCUGAAGAUGAUGAUGACAGACUGAAAGAAAUUGCAAGGCAGUUUGAAGAGAAAUAUGGAGGUGCAGGUAAAAAGAAGCACGGCCGGUAUGAAGAUUACGUUGACCUUGGUGCCGGAUAUGAUGAAACGGACCCAUUUAUCGACAACACUGAUGCUUAUGAUGAAGUUGUUCCUGAGGAGAUGACUACAGCACAUGGUGGCUUCUACAUUAACUGUGGUGCUCUGGAGUUCAAAGAGAUUUCUGACCAGUCAGACGCUGAGGAGUUGAAGGAACUGAAAACAAAGAAACGAUUGAAGCGUUCUUUAAUUCUGCCUGAGGAGGAAGUAGAUGAAGAAGGGAGAAAGGUUGCUAACAGUGUUCAGAUUAAGAAACCGAAACUGCAGGCAGUGGAACAGAAGGACGAACUGCUUAAGAAGAGGAAGCUUCUGUCACAUGACCGGGAAAUUCUUAAGAAGAAAAAGAAACGUGCCAUUGAUGAUUUGGUUAAGAAGAAAUCUGUUACAGUGAAGGAUUUGCUGAGGGAGAAACGAGAGUCCUUAGAGUUGGGAACAGCAUCUGGUGUGCAAUUAUCACCAGAACAGAAGAAGUCAGCUGCACUGAAUCCUGCCUCUGUCACAAAACCAUGUAACACAUCCAUCACUGAUAUCAUUGAGUCAGUGGUGAGUGCGGCUCGAGAGGAUGAUACAAGCAAAGAUAGCGGAAGUUCCAUCUCAAAGUCAGGUUCACUAAUCACUACAGACUCUGAAGACAGUCAGGAUGUGGAGGACAAGGAGAAAGCCUCUGCAAAUGAAGAAGUGAAACUUCCAGAUCAUUUGCAGGAGGAUUUGAAAGAAUUGCUUGUGGCAUUGAAGAGGCGGGCAGCUGAAUCGUCAGCAGAGGGCAAGUGCAAAUUUUUUUCCACCGAGGUCAACAAUAUGCUUCUCAAGGUGGAGCACAAAUGUCGAGCUUUGCCAUGCAGUGGUCGCCAAGCUGUGUAUGGCCAUUUGGCAGCUUACCUCCCUUGCACGAAGGACACCCUCAUUAAGAGGGCCAAGAAACUUCUGAUUAAAACUGAAGAAGAUAAAAUUUAUGAGCCAAUGACGAAAUUGAAGAGUGUAAUUGAUAGAAUGAUGCCAUCUGUUCUAGAGAAUUUUUCGAAAGAAUGCCAGAGAGUUGCUGAUGAAAACCCACAAAUAUACUGGGAGUUGUAUAGGUACUACUGGAGCAUUGAAGAAUUGCCAUCACCGAGUAGUGACAGUGAAUUUGGGGAAGGCGAGAAUAAAACUGCAAUUCAGAAGUCCAAAGUUCCUAGGAGGAAGUUUCCAUUUACACAUGAAGUUAGGUCACUGCUGUGUGAAGUGGUCCGCAUCAAACUGCAGUGCCUGGAACUUGCUAAAUCUCGCAAGGAGUCAGCUGAUCUAAAUCUACGCAACUUUCUGGAGACAGAAGUGAAACCUCUUUGGCAGCCCGGUUGGAUGAAAGUGUCCACACUGCUGCGGGAGACCAGGGAAGUCCACGCUAAUGCCGUUUUGAAGCCGAAGAAGUCUGCGCCAGUUAAGAAGCUUGCAGCGAUGCCUCCAUUGUCCCACGGGCCUGCAACUAAUGUUGCAAUGCAAUCUAUCACUGCCUUUUCACAAAGUUCUACUGCCAAUAGCAAUGCAAGAAUGAAGACAUCUCCGCCGGUAUCCAUCACGAUGACACCAGUGCCCUUAGCUUCUGGCGCUGGCACUUCUACCUCCCAAGUACCAAAUACUGCCAAAAUGAAGUCUGCUGUUACUUCAGAAGCAAGUUCAGUGUUUCCUCAUGGUGUUUCAUCAAAUGUUACGAUGAGGACUAAGUGUUCAACAGUAUCCUCACAAAAUGUUAAUUCUCAGUUGCAUUUGGUGUGCUCCAGUGUGCCCGCGCUGUCAUCUGUCUCGCCUAGUUAUAUCACUAGCAACGUUCGUAAUUCUCCCGCUGUUACAAACUCGACUAAACUGUCUAGUUUGCAGUUGGCCACGUCACCUUCAGUUCCUAGUAGGAACAAAACUGGCAGUGAUGUUAAAGUAGCCAAAUUCUCAAGCUCAUCAGGGAAGAACAGUCCUAGUUUUCAAUCUGAGAAACAGCUUCCCCUACCAAGUGUUAAGCAGAAACUAACUGUUGACAGAAUAUCACCUAAAACUCUUGAUUUAUCAACUUCCAGUGUAAGUAGGCCUGUCACAGUUAGUAGUAUCAUGAGUAGUCCUAGUAAACCUAAAAGUAAUCCUGUUGAACUAGUUGCGUCAUCAGGUGGUGUUCAGAAGUCAGUUGCAAUGACGUCGUUACCAUUAAUGAACAUUCCUGAUUGCAUCAGUGUCACCCCUUCAUUGUCGUCGCCAUCCCUUGCUUCAGUUACAUCAUCUGCGUCACCGCCCAUCAUGACCCCUUCAAAAUCAAUGAUGAGUCUCAAGCAACGGAUACUUCAUGACACGAGUUUGGACCGACCUAGCAUUAUCAAAGCGAGUCCUGUGUCCGCAGUGGUGAAGGUAGAAGAUGAUGGGAUAGAAGUGAUCAAAAUAGUUAAAGAUGCGCGUAAGGCCGAAGGUUCAAAGCCAACUAUUAAACCAGUAGGGAAGAGUGAGAAUGUGACACAGUUAAAAACUGAAGUCAGAAAAAAGAAGACAGAAGUUCCAAAGGAUCAGGUUUCCCCUGUAACAGCCACUAUACGUACCCCUCUAGAACAACAGUCUGCUUCUGUUAUCUCAUCAGCAACUCCGUGUCAUCAGGAAAAGGAAGUGGAGAGGCUGCUUAAAGAGGAGGAAGAGACGGCGGCUGCCGCAGACUUCCUCAGCCAAAUCAACGAAUCUCUGAAGAACUUUCCAAAUUCAGCAACUACUGCAGGCAGUCGUGAUGUUUAUCACCAUGAAGAUAGAUUGAUGUCGUGUGAUCAGGAAAAUUCAGUGUAUGUAAGUCCCAAGAUAGAUUGUCUUUUGCCACCAUCUGGCUUGUCUCCCUCCUCUGAUCAGAGAGGAAGCGCUUCACAUGGUGGAGAAGAGAAAGAUAAGUCGAAUAAUAUGAAAGGAACUGAUCUGAAGAAGGAAGUGGAACAGACUACUGUGCAGGGUGAUGAAGAGUCUGUCCAGAUGGAAGUUGAUCGUGUAAUGAAGGAGUUAAUAGAACUGCAAGGACAUUUCAAUACUAAGAAAAGCCUUGAUACUGUUGAUUUAGAAUAUUCCUCCACAAAAGCAAAAGUUCCCCCAGUCACAACAAAUUGUAGUUCUGUAUCGGUGACAGUGAGUGUGCCAAGCAGGAUGCAGCAGUCAAAACCAAGUAAACUGCAUUCAGAGAAUCCGGCACCAGCCUCGGGAAGGCGCCCAUCAACUGGAAGUACAGACCUGUCCAAGCUGAGCUAUGGUUUUCAAGAUGAAUUCCAAAAGCAUUUGUUCCAGGAAACAGUGAGCAAGCAGGAACUUGAGGUUCCAAACAGUUACAAGCCGGCAAGGAGUAAAGGUUCCAUGGCUUACUCUGAGGGCAAUCAGGCAGCUGUGCAUAGUGCGAUUUCCGGCAAACAUAAUCAGAAUUCUUCCUUGGAAGGAUGUGUGGCUGGCUCACAGUCAAGAAGUUGCAGUAAUACAAAUUCUGCUACACAUUAUCCAAAACUGAUGAGUGUAAAUAUGGACUCAUUCACUGGACCUCCAUAUGUGAAUAGGAUGCCAACUUCUCUGAGUUCUUUUUUACAAGACACAUCAAAUGCUCACAUGCCUCAGUCAGGUUCCAACCAACAUUCCCCCCCAUAUUAACUCAACUGCCAGAAUGUUUGGAGUAUCGUAGCCAGGCACGAAGAUGUGAUGGGUUGUGUUCAAGAAUACAUGUAUGUGUGUGAAUAUCUGGAGGAUAGUGCCAAUAUAUUAUGUAAUAAGUGAACAGUGGUAUUGUUGUAGAACAACAAUGAAGUGAAGGUAGUGUAACCAUGUGAUUUCAUAUGUGCACGUAUGUAAAGAAUGAUGUAAUAGAUAUAUAGAAUGGUAUGAUAUUUGAAUUAUUAGAACAUUUUGACAUAGUGUCUUGGCCUUUCUACUGACUCUUAACAAACGUGGCAGCAUUAUGAAAUCAUGUUUAACAGUUUCAUUUUGUAAAUUUAUUAAAUCAGUGUCGAUUGCGUUUUAUCUUGGAAAGUUUUUUGUAUAGUAUUUUUUUUUUCCUGUGAUUUAUCAGUUGAGAUGUUUGUUGCAGAUUAUGAAGUGAUAUGAAGAUAAGUUAACUAUUGACUUUUUAAAUCAAGGCAGUUAUAUUUAUACCUAAAUUAAAACUGUCCUUAUGUAUAUUUACAAUAAAAUGUGAAGUAUUCUAA
This is a messenger RNA of Cryptotermes secundus, 4598 nucleotides long. It is a transcript of the gene yem, whose product is annotated as ubinuclein-1. The record is from RefSeq and is a predicted model, not a curated record. The transcript has 17 exons. The coding region runs from base 88 to 4047 and encodes 1319 amino acids. NCBI's taxonomy places the organism in Eukaryota, Metazoa, Arthropoda, Insecta, Blattodea, Kalotermitidae. Gene Ontology annotation, cellular component: nucleus.